ACCCCAACGGCUCGCGACAGCUGCUGUUGCUAUCGUCGACCUGCGUACCCACCCCACGGCCGUUUAUCCGACCUCAAUAAGUUGCGCAUCAUGGCUUCAAACGAAGCGCAACAAGAUUUUGGGCUAGAUGGGGUGCUUCAGGCUAUGGUGGCAAUGCGGGGUGGGCUCAACGAGAAGAAAAAAAAGGAGGCUCAUGAAUAUCUUGAGCUCUUCCAGAAGUCGAUGGUAGCAUGGACUACCACCAUCACGAUACUACAGUCGAAUGCUGAGGCGGAUGUCAAAUUAUUCGCUGCAACAACACUUAGAGGAAAGAUUACGUAUGACCUCUCAACCCAAGUUCCCGCUUCCGAGGUCCCAGCCGUGCGAACCCAGCUGCUUGCGCUCCUAAAACGCUUUGCGCCAGGCCCGAAGCCGAUAAGGGUGCAACUUUGCGUGUGCCUCGCAAUUCUAGCUAUACAGAUGCAGGAAUGGAAAGAUGUCCUACCCGUCGUAGUAUCUUCGCUUGGCGAUGACGUCGAGAGCCAUGCAUGCAUUCUGGACUUUCUCAGAGUCCUGCCGGAAGAAGUAACCGAAGGGCGCAAAAUCACUCUAACAGACGAAGAACUCAGCCAAAGAACUAGUGAACUACUAGAACAAAAUGCGCCUCAGGUGGUGCAGCUCUUGAUAAAUUACGCCCACUCAUCCCCGGCUGCUGCAACGAACCCCCAGCUAUUUGAUUGCAUCACGUCGUGGCUGCGUGAAGUUCCCAUCAGCGACGUCGUCAAAUCUCCACUACUAAGCAUCGUAUUCAAUGCCCUCGAAAGUGAUUCAUCAUUCCAGGCUGCCGCCGAUUGCAUUUCCACGAUGAUCAGGGAGACUAGAGAAAUUGACGACAACAUCGAAACCAUCCAAAUCCUUUUACCAAGAAUCAUCGCUCUACGACCGAAGAUACAAAAAUUCGUUGAUGAAGAUGAUACCGAAUCUUACAAGUCCCUCACUAAGUUGCUUGGAGAGGCCGGGUCCUCAUGGGCUGUUGCCAUUGCUCGAGAACCUACCCACUUCAGGCCUUUGGUCGACGCUAUCCUCGAGUGUGCUGCAAGGGAUAAAGAUAGAGAAGUCAUCGAAUUCACAUUUGACUUCUGGUACGACCUUAAACAAUAUCUCGUAUUGGAGAAGUACAUACAGGCUCGUGUGGAACUUCUAGAUGUCUAUGCAAAGCUUGUGGAUAUCCUGCUUACGCAUCUAGAGUACCCUGAGUCGGAGUCAGGCAACGAGAAGGAUUUAUUUGACGGGGAUAGGGAGGCGGAAGAAAAGUUCCGUGAAUUCCGACAUCUUAUGGGUGACACUCUGAAAGACUGUUGCGAAAUUAUGGGCGUUUCCGAGUGCCUCGCAAAAGUUCUCGAUUCCAUCAAAAUCUGGAUGGCAAAAUACGCGAGCCUAGCAAACGGUGCCUCGGUUCCUCAUUGGCAACAAUUGGAAGCGCCAUUGUUCUCUAUGAGAGCUAUGGGCCGUAUGGUUACCAAAGAAGAAAACACCGUGCUGCCGCAACUCAUGCCACUUCUUGUCCAGAUGCCUGCUCAUGAGAAGCUGCGAUUCGCAACAAUUAUGAUUUUGGGCAGAUACACCGAGUGGACCGCAGCACAUCCAGACUUCCUACAUCCCCAAUUCAACUAUAUUGUCGACUCUUUCGCUACGGAUUCAAAAGAAAUUGUACGCGCUGCCGCCAUGGCCAUCAAAUAUUUCUGCACGGAUUGCAAGCAUCUUCUAAGCGAACAGGUUGUCCAACUACAAGAGUUCUACAACGUGAUUUUAGACAAACUUCCCGAGCUGAGCCAAGAAGAGAUAACCGAUGGAGUUGCGACUGUCGUAUCCGUACAACCUAAAGCGGAAAUUUACAAACUUCUGAAGCUUUUCUGUGACCCCCUGAUCCAAAGGCUGAUGACAAAAGCUAACAACGCAACGGACAAUGAGGGGAAGAUAGCGGUGGCUGAUCAUUUACAAUUGAUCACUCUCUUCGCGCAAAACGUUGUGAUCCUUCCCCCCGUUGAACGCGGCGAGGAGGAUCCCGCUGUGAAAUAUUGGCAAGAAGUAUUCCCUGUACUAUCCAAAGUACUCGACAAUUUCCUCGAUUUCCCUCCUAUAUGCGAGAGAGUCUGUCGAUGCUGGAGAUUCAUGGUGAUAUCCCAUAGAGGAGCAAUGGCACCUAUUCUCCCUGAUAUGGCAAACCAAUUAGCAAGUGGAUUUGCUACGUCUAAACAAGGCUGUUUCUUAUGGGUGACUGGCGCAAUCUUGCGGGAGUUCUCUGAUGACCGAGAGCACGUAGAUUCGGCUCUGACAGAACAUAUUUACGUCUUCUUUGAAGCCCAGGCGACGAACGUUCUGCGUUUCAUUACCGAAGUGCCACCGCAGGAUCUUCCGGACGUUACGGAAGACUUCUUCCGGCUAGCGGUCGACGGACUUCUAUACUACCCUCAGAAGUUUAUCCCGUCUGCCUUAUUUGCUCCGGUAUUUGAAGCGUCCUUCUCCGUCCUUGUCCUCCAGCAGCGGGAACCCCUAUCUGCUACUCUCCAUUACAUUCGCGACGUCCUUGGAUGGGGUACUACAUACCCACCGGCGUCCAACGAGCAUCUCUCAGCCUCAGGCGUUGAGUACCUCAGAGAUAUCGUGAAGCAGCUAUUACUAGUCCAAGGAGAGACGUUGGUCAAACGCUUGCUCGCUGGUAUGAUGAUCACUUUCCCAAAGGAUUGCUACGCCGACGCGAGCGGGGCCCUCCUCACAUUGUUCGAGAUAUUCCCGAACCAAACGGCAACGUGGGUGGACCGAACACUUCGGUUACUGCCUCCGGGAACCGUCACCUCGGUGGAAGUCGAUCGUCUUAUGGCCAAGAUCAAAGAAAAGUUCAGUACCGAGGACACAGGCGAUGUUCGACAAAUACGCUCGAUCCUCCAAGAUUUCACCAAUACGUACAGAAGGAGAUAUGUCGCGCCUCGAGACGGCUUGGGAGAGUUGGAAGGAUCGCGAUUCCGAUUCACUGGUUAGUAAAGGGAUCGGUUUCGUUUAGGACGACCUAUUAUUUGUGGCAGCAUAGUGCCCUU
Messenger RNA from Hypoxylon trugodes, 3074 nucleotides. RefSeq names its product ARM repeat-containing protein. Gene Ontology annotation, molecular function: small GTPase binding. Gene Ontology annotation, biological process: protein import into nucleus. The coding region runs from base 91 to 3018 and encodes 975 amino acids. The record is from RefSeq and is a predicted model, not a curated record. NCBI's taxonomy places the organism in Eukaryota, Fungi, Ascomycota, Sordariomycetes, Xylariales, Hypoxylaceae. Gene Ontology annotation, cellular component: nuclear membrane; cytoplasm. The transcript is spliced from 5 exons.